GCUUGGCUUGAUGCUCCACUCAGCUGGCGGAUUGCAGGGCUGCAGCAUAGAGUGUAGUUCAUUGGUUUCUGUUGGUGCAUGCAGGUUCUGGAGGAGUCGCUGGUGGAAUGCAAGGGUGGCAUAGUAGAGGAGGAGGCGGGGGGUAUAUGUGGAAUAAAUAUCUUUAAUGAAUGCUGCUUUCUGGCAGUCGAAUAGGGCGCAAACUUUUUUUUUUUCCUCCUAAUCUGUGUUAUUACUUCACCAGGUUUCACUGCAAUAUAAACCUAGUUAAUGUCUAACCUUUUUUUAAAUGUUGUGUAAUUGUGCUGUGAGUGUAUAUGCAGUGGCAUGUCAUUCCCUCUGUGCUGACCGGUGUGUUUGUGUGUUCGUUCUCUCUGUGCGUUGCAGGAGGGGGAUGUGCUGCUCAGGAUGGAGGAGCGGAUGAGGAAUGUCGAGCAGAAUCUCCGUAACGUCAAGCUGCUGCUUCAGGAGAAAGUCUCUCAGCUUAAGGAUCAGCUCCACAGGAACACCAAGGCAGACAAGAUGAUCAAGGACCUAUAUAUUGAGAACUCUCAGCUCCUCAAGGCUCUGGAGGUGACGGAGAAUCAGCAGAAAGUCACAGAGAAGAACAACUACCUGCUGGAGGAGAAGAUUUCCAGCCUGAACAAGAUUGUGAGGGACCUGAGUCCCUCGCCCGUCCCUGCCGUACCCUACCACUUCACUCGGUCCUAGCAUGACCCUACCACCAAUGUUCUAUCUGAAACCUUUAUCUAUACCACAACCCUGAACCUACAUCCCUCCUACUCCAAACUAUUAACUACCUCCAAUCACAGCACACCUGUACCUAGGAGUUUCUACAGACCUUAAUAGUUGUUUUGUUAUAUAUGUAUAUUUUUUUACUGACUAGUUGUUCCUUUUACAAAAAAAAAAAAAAAAAAAAACUUUU
Messenger RNA from Polyodon spathula (Mississippi paddlefish), 925 nucleotides. RefSeq names its product ninein-like. Lineage: Eukaryota; Metazoa; Chordata; Actinopteri; Acipenseriformes; Polyodontidae. The transcript is spliced from 2 exons. The coding region runs from base 409 to 711 and encodes 100 amino acids. Gene Ontology annotation, cellular component: centrosome; ciliary transition fiber; centriole. The record is from RefSeq and is a predicted model, not a curated record. Gene Ontology annotation, biological process: microtubule anchoring at centrosome; centrosome localization; centrosome-templated microtubule nucleation.